UUUCCCGGUGACCACCGUAGUGAAAAUGAGCUCGUAGCUCUUUUCCUUCAUGUCCGGAAUUAGGAACAUCUUCCUGUUUAAAUACUUAAACGUUUCGUUUGUGGGUUCACUUGCAUGAACCUGGUACGGUUAUAACAAACUAUAACGUUACGUCUCGGUGGCUUACACCCUUAACAACCGUUCAUAUCUGUUCAGUCCGACAUGAAAAGAAACGGCGCGUACAAGUUUUUAUCAGUUUUCUCCUGCUUCAUCGUUUGCGCGUUUUUGUUUGUAUUUUGGUUCUUUAUAUUUUACUCCAUGGUACAUGCACCAUAAGGCACAGAGUUAGACUUCUGUAGCAGCUAAGCUAGCUGGCUGGCUACUUACCCACAGUGCAUUGUAUUAUUGACAAGUCCCGUGAUCACAUGAUCAACUUGACCAGGAAGUAAGGAUUUCUGCUUGUAGUACUUGGCUGCGCGGCCAGUUAGUGGAGUUGUGAUGGCAUCUGACACCAGUGAAGCAGCAUCGUCCACUGCAGACCUCAAGCUGCAGUUUGCUCCCUUCAGCAGCGCCCUGGAAGCAGGCUUCUGGCACCAGCUGACUCAGAAGAAGCUUGAUGACUACAGAUUGGACGAGAGCCCUAAAUGUAUCAAAGGAUAUUACUACAAUGGUGACCCUCUUGGAUUGCCCACUCGCUUGACCUUGGAGUUCAGUGCGUUUGAAGUGGAUGGUCCAACACCAGCCCGCUGCUGUCCAGCUAUCGGAACACUGUAUAACACCAACACACUCGAUGCCUUUAAGACCACCGAUAAGAAGGCUCUGCUGGAGAAAGAGGCCAGAGAGAUAUGGGAUGCUAUACAGUCUGGGGCUGCGUUGAAGGACCCGUCCAUCCUCUGCAGAUUCAUUCUGCUGACCUUCGCGGAUUUGAAGAAGUACCAUUUCUACUACUGGUUCUGCUUCCCUGCACUAUGUUUCCCAGAGGGAAUAAAGAUUGUCCAACAGCCUUCUGUCAUCGACCAAGUUUUCUCAGCAAAACAGAUCACAGCCCUGCAGGAGGCCUAUGAUGGUCUGUGUAUCAAAAGAGGGACCACUGCAGUUCCUUACUUCCUAAUGAAGUACACAGGUGACGCUGUUCAGAUGGCUCCAUUCGGGGACUGGGAUACAUUCUUUGCUGAUGCUAAGAAGGUCACUGUGGGUGUCUAUGAUCCGUGCACUCUGUCUCAACAUCCGGGCUGGCCUCUCAGAAAUCUGCUGGUCCUCAUCGCUAACCGAUGGGGCUCUAAGAUGGACACGGUGGACGUGCUGUGUUUCAGGGACCGAACGCUGCAGGGAAGCCGCUCCAUUCAGCACAGUCUCAUCUUCCAGAUCAAACUGCCUGAGCUUCCCCUCAACUCAGCAUGUCCUAAGAGUGUGGGCUGGGAAAAGAACCCUAAGGGGGCCAUGGGACCCAGGAUGGUCAACCUCAGUGAAUGCAUGGACCCUAAAAGGCUUGCAGAGUCAUCUGUGGACCUAAACUUGAAGCUAAUGAGAUGGAGGCUGGUUCCUUCCCUGGACCUGGACAAGGUGGUCAGCACAAAGUGUCUGCUACUGGGAGCUGGGACUCUGGGCUGCAAUGUAGCCAGGACUCUCAUGGGAUGGGGAGUCAGACACAUCACAUUUGUAGACAAUGCAAAGAUCUCAUACUCCAACCCAGUUCGGCAGCCGCUCUAUGAGUUUGAGGACUGUCUUGGAGGAGGGAAGUCCAAAGCGAUGGCAGCUGUUGACCGACUCACCAAAAUCUUUCCUGGUGUGAAUGCAGAGGGUUACAACAUGAGCAUCCCCAUGCCCGGCCACCCGGUGAACUUCUCUCAGGCCACUCUCUCCCAGGCCCAGAGGGAUGUCGAGCAGCUGGAGAAGCUCAUUUCAGAACAUGAUGUGGUCUUUUUACUAAUGGAUACAAGGGAGAGCCGCUGGCUGCCUACGGUAAUAGCAGCCAGCAAGAGGAAGCUUGUGGUGAAUGCCGCUCUGGGCUUUGACACAUUUGUCGUGAUGCGCCACGGCCUGAAGAAACCCCUGACCAGUCAGAGUGUUUCUACAGGGCUAGACUCCUCUCCCUCCUGUUCCUCUGCUUCGUCCUCGUCCUCCACACCGGCCGGCUCUGCGCCCUCUGUCCCGGGAUCCUCUCUGUUCUCCAACAUCCCAGGACACAAGCUGGGCUGCUACUUCUGCAACGAUGUUGUGGCACCAGGAGAUUCAACCAGGGAUCGGACUCUGGAUCAGCAGUGCACAGUCAGCAGACCGGGCCUGGCCAUGAUUGCUGGAGCCCUGGCUGUUGAGAUGAUGGUGUCCAUUCUGCAGCACAGUGAAGGAGGCUACGCAGUCGCCAGCAGCAGCGAUGACAGAAUGAAUGAACCUCCCACCUCUUUGGGUCUAGUGCCACAUCAGAUCCGAGGCUUUCUUUCGAGGUUUGACAAUGUCCUGCCUGCCAGCCUGGCAUUCGACAAAUGCACUGCCUGCUCACCCAUUGUCCUGGACCACUAUGAGAGGGAGGGUUUCAACUUCCUGUCCAAGGUUUUUAAUUCUUCCCACUCAUUCCUGGAGGACCUGACAGGGUUGACACUGUUGCACCAGGAGACACAGGCUGCAGAGAUUUGGGACAUGAGCGACGAUGAGAGCAUCUGAAGGACUGGAGGAACAAACCCUGAGACGGACACUCCAGUCCAUGUUUCUGUCUGUUUCAGUUGAAGGAAUCUCACAUUUACAAAGGACAAGGUGACAAAGGCUUUGAGGACAAGAGUAGACACGGUGCUCAAAUGUACGCAAACAAAACCAAGCACAUUACAAAAACGUCAGCAGAAAACGUCUCAGAAAGGCUUAAAAAUUCACGUUCUUCUGAAUUUGGAUUCAAGAUCAACCAAAGAGUUGAACCUUUAGAAUAGAGGAGCACAAUGGUACGAAAAAAAUAAGAAUUAAUGUCAAAACGUUCAUCCAAGUCUGUUUUUCACUGUUAUAUUAGAAACAGGAUCAAAACAACUUAGUUUUCCCACAUCGUGUGUUAUAAUUGAGCGAGAAUGUACCUGUUCCUGUCACUCUGUGGUGUGCGAUCAGUCACAGCUGCUCAGUAUUUGGAGCCAGUUCAAUUCCCUGAACAACAACACAGCAAAACACUGUAUUUGUAUCGAUGAAUGUUCUUAUUUUUGUCCGAAACGCUUUAAAAAGCCUCGCUGAAUGGUCGCAGGUUCAGCCGCUCCAUCGACACGUUUAAUGGGUUUGUUGAAGAGUCCUUUGGCAAGACGUUGACAUGCUACAUCUGCUCGCUCAUUCAGGUUGGACGGGAGCCUCAGAUAAAUUGAGAAAAUACAAAAACACGUGUGACAACUCAGCAAAUCCAUCCGUCAGCCCGUCUGUUUACUGGAGACUGUGAGACAUGCAGUGCAGUUAAUGCGAAAACCAGCUUUGUUGCUUUGAAAGUAGGAAACCUGCACACAGAUGUUACUGUACAGCGACUGGCCUCUGACGUGGAAACGAUUUACCGUCACCGUAGGACAACCUGAAAGCUACAACUGCAGGGUAGAAUCUGAGGAGCAGCUGAAGGUCUCUGUGGUUUGUUCGUGUUGAUGCAUGUCUGUGUUUGUCUGUGCAGUUUAUGUUGCUUUUCUUACUCUGCCGGGUCCCAUUUGUCUGAACUGCUAACACGUAUGAUAUUUGAACUGUCAUGAAAUGUUAAUUUCAACAGCCACUUGCAUAUUUAUGGAAGAGCGGGGUGAAAAAAAAAACGGGAUUCAGUUCAGAAUUUGAGAUCGACAUUAAAAAGUUAUGUUGGAACUGCAAGAAAAAUUCCAAAAUAAACUCCAGAAUUCAGACUUUUCCCGCAGAUUGUAUCAUUAAACUCAAGAUUCGGACUUUGCUCUCUUAAUUCCACCUUUUCUCUUCUGUAUUUCACCAAAAACUGGAAUAAAAUGUCUGUUAUUU
Molecule: messenger RNA, 3930 nt
Organism: Chelmon rostratus (copperband butterflyfish)
Lineage: Eukaryota; Metazoa; Chordata; Actinopteri; Chaetodontiformes; Chaetodontidae
Gene: atg7
Product: ATG7 autophagy related 7 homolog (S. cerevisiae)
Exons: 19
Coding region: 478-2640 (720 amino acids)
Biological process (GO): C-terminal protein lipidation; autophagy of mitochondrion; piecemeal microautophagy of the nucleus
Cellular component (GO): cytoplasm; phagophore assembly site
Molecular function (GO): Atg12 activating enzyme activity; Atg8 activating enzyme activity
Source: RefSeq, a predicted model, not a curated record